AUGUAUGCAACGUCAGUUCCCACAUCUAGCAAUAGUUUCCUAAAUAUCGUAGUGGAAGGAUGUUGCCAUGGUGAGCUUGACCAAAUAUACAACACUGUAAAUAGAAUAUCACAAGAGGAGGGAAGUUGUGUAGACCUGCUGAUCAUCUGUGGUGAUUUCCAGUCUGUGCGAAAUGAACAAGAUCUGGCCUGUUUGGCAUGUCCGCCGAAAUACAGAAAGAUGAAUACGUUUUAUAAAUAUUAUUCAGGUGAAAAACGCGCGCCCGUUUUGACUCUGUUUGUGGGCGGAAAUCAUGAGGCUAGCAACUACCUGGCAGAACUCCCUUACGGCGGCUGGGUCGCUCCCAAUAUUUACUACAUGGGCUGGGCGGGAGUUGUCAAUUUCUGCGGUAUCACGAUAGCAGGGAUAUCGGGCAUCUACAAUCACAGAGACUUCAACAGAAACCAUCACGAGUUUCCCCCAUUUGACAACCGCUCCUUGAGAACCGCAUACCACGUGCGUAGUCUGGAAGUGUACCGGUUUCUACAGUAUGGGGGAAAUGUCGAUUUGUUUUUCAGCCAUGACUGGCCGCUGGGAAUCCAUGACUUCGGAAACACCCAGGAACUUCUGAGGAAGAAAAGGUUUUUGUCGGAUGAUAUCGCCAAGAACGAAUUGGGGAGUGAGGCCAAUCUGGCAAUUCUGAGAGCGGUCAAACCGUCCUAUUACUUUGCAGCACAUUUACACGUCAAAUUCGCUGCCAUUUUUCCUCACGGCGACGAAGACCCGCAACAGAAAAUACCAACUAUUGACAACACGAUAAACGGUUGCAGGGUAACUCGAUUCCUAGCUCUAGACAAAGUUCUACCUAACAGACCUUUCGUCCAAUUGCUGACCUUACCGUCAAAGAUUCCGAGGACUCCCGAAAACAUAUUACUGAGACACGACCCCGAGUGGCUGGCUAUUCUGAAGGCCACCGAUCCAGUUGUUUCUGUUUACCCGUCACAAGUGCAAAUGCCGAAAGUGCCAGUUGAACAAUCAGAAAUGAAAUCUUGUAUAGAUAGUGUACGAGAAGCGUUUCCGUCAUCAGAUGAUUUAAUUAUAGCAGAAAACUCGUUCAAAAUAACUGUACCGGCUUACGACCCACGCAAAAAUCCUCACAUUCGAUUAAAUGUUCCUCAACCACCUGCAGCUAACAACGAAUACACGCAACAGCUGUGCGAUAAACUGAAAAUCAAAAACCCAAUUGUUGAGUAUUUCAAACUUGUCGAGCAAGGCUUAGUUAGAGUAAAUUAUCAAACUAACAAUGGAGAAGACUUCGAAAGUUCAGACAUGAGUUUUGUUUCGUCAUCAUUUAAUUCAACGCCCAGUUUUAGAAAAGGUCAAAGGUCAUUUAUUGGGUCAGAAAACAAUUCUGUUGUUGAUACUUCUAAUGACCCCAACGAACUUGAAAUUGAACAGUCUUCUGAUGAAAGUGUAGGAGAUCCAAAGGGAGACGAGGAGUUUUUCAUGGAGAGUUUCUCGAAAUCGUCAAUUAUUCCUCAAGCCGAUGAAAGUCAAAUAUUGCAGUUGUUAAACUCGACCCUAGAACAGUCAAGGUCAGAUCCUUCGGCAAUCGAUUUAAGUGCUAUAACAGAAGAGCCGAAGGAAAAAGUAGCUAAAGGAGAUGUUUCAGCGACUUGUGAAAGUGAAAUUACUAUGCAUUCCACUCCCUUGGCUGUGAAAACUUUCAAGAGAAGAAAUACUUUGCCCAGAAGUUAA
Messenger RNA from Symsagittifera roscoffensis, 1737 nucleotides. RefSeq lists its product as uncharacterized. The record is from RefSeq and is a predicted model, not a curated record. Bases 1 to 1737 code for a protein of 578 amino acids. Lineage: Eukaryota; Metazoa; Xenacoelomorpha; Acoela; Convolutidae. The transcript has 6 exons. Gene Ontology annotation, molecular function: RNA lariat debranching enzyme activity. Gene Ontology annotation, biological process: mRNA splicing, via spliceosome. Gene Ontology annotation, cellular component: nucleus.